Messenger RNA from Canis lupus familiaris (dog), 933 nucleotides. RefSeq names its product olfactory receptor family 5 subfamily M member 3 (gene OR5M3). Lineage: Eukaryota; Metazoa; Chordata; Mammalia; Carnivora; Canidae. The record is from RefSeq and is marked inferred. Gene Ontology annotation, molecular function: G protein-coupled receptor activity; olfactory receptor activity; odorant binding. Gene Ontology annotation, biological process: G protein-coupled receptor signaling pathway; sensory perception of smell. Gene Ontology annotation, cellular component: membrane.
AUGCUCAAUUUCACCGAUGUGACAGAAUUCAUUCUCUUGGGACUCACCAGUCGUCAGGAAUGGCAAGUUCUCCUCUUUGCCAUUUUUCUUGCAGUCUACAUUGUCACGGUGGUGGGCAAUGUUGGCAUGAUUGUGUUGAUUAAGGUCAGUCCACAGCUUAACAGCCCCAUGUACUUUUUUCUCAGCCAUUUGUCAUUUGUGGAUGUGUGGUUUUCUUCCAACGUGACCCCCAAAAUGCUGGAAAAUCUGUUAUCUGAGACAAAAACGAUUUCUUAUGCUGGCUGUUUGGUACAGUGUUUCUUCUUCAUUGCCCUUGUCCAUGUGGAAAUUUUCAUUCUUGCUGUGAUGGCCUUUGAUAGGUACAUGGCAAUUGGGAAGCCCCUGCUGUAUGGCAGCAAAAUGUCUAGGGCUGUGUGUAUUCGGCUGAUUUCCUUCCCUUACGUAUAUGGUUUUCUGACUAGUCUGGCAGCAACCCUGUGGACAUAUGGCUUGUCCUUUUGUGGGAAUAUUGAGAUCAACCACUUCUACUGUGCAGACCCACCUCUCAUCAAAAUGGCAUGUGCUGGGACCUUUGUAAAAGAAUACACUAUGAUCAUACUUGCAGGUAUUAAUUUCACAUAUUCCCUGACUGUAGUGACCAUUUCUUAUCUGUUCAUUCUCCUUGCCAUUCUACGGAUGCACUCGGCGCAAGGGAGGCGGAAGGCCUUUUCCACCUGUGGGUCCCACUUGACAGCUGUCGUCAUAUUUUAUGGGACUCUCAUAUUCAUGUAUCUCAGACGUCCCACAGAGGAGUCUGUGGAGCAGGGGAAAAUGGUGGCUGUGUUUUAUACCACAGUGAUUCCCAUGCUGAAUCCCAUGAUCUACAGUCUGAGGAACAAAGAUGUGAAAGAAGCCAUGAGCAAAGUGAUCAGCAGAACAUGUUUAACAAAAUAA